Eimeria maxima is the source of this 1290-nucleotide messenger RNA. RefSeq lists its product as hypothetical. NCBI's taxonomy places the organism in Eukaryota, Apicomplexa, Conoidasida, Eucoccidiorida, Eimeriidae. The transcript has a single exon. Bases 1 to 1290 code for a protein of 429 amino acids. The record is from RefSeq and is a predicted model, not a curated record.
AUGGGGGCCAAUAACUCAACAUGCUUACCGUGCAAGGUAGCUGGAGGCAAUGCGCGCCGGAACAGGCCAUUAAAUGGUGUUCAUGACCCCAAAAUUCUCAGCGGACAAGUCCAGGUUCUGAAAAAGGUAUCGACUGCUGCAGAACCUCAAGGAACGAGUGGAACGGUUUCGCAGUCGGCCCCUCCACAAGACCCACCUGUCAACGGACCUUCUAGUUCCACUGAGCCACUUCAGGAAUGCAACGAAACUCUUCAGCUACAAGAGCCCCUCAUCGCACAGUCUCAUUCAGAAGCUCCUCAGCAGCCAGUUGAAGUCCAGCGGUUGAAACGGGCUGAACAGCUGCAGGACGAACCAUCAGUGCACGAGAGAGAAAUCCGACCAGAUAACGAGACAGAACUUAAGUCCAAGCCGACAUCCUCAGUGGGCAUAUCCUCGCCGAAGCCAAAGGAUGAAACAGCAGUUGCGGGGAAACAAGCCAGAGAGGGGAGCCCGAUGCCACAACAACACAUUAACGUCCCCUCUCACAUGCUUGCGGCUGGAGCCGAGGCGGUUUGCUUGCAGCACCAUGGUACACAACAAGCACUUCUCAGCCCUCAUAGCUGCUCAGUGGCCCACAGGGUGGCAGCUGCCCUCAGAGCAGCAGCUGGUGAACGUGCAGCUGCAGCUGCAGCACGUGCAGCAGAGGCGGCCGAAGCAGCCAAAGCAAUGCCAAACCAACAUGGAGGGCAUCCUAAGCAGGAUCGUAUAUUUCAGACUGAAUCUUCUUCUGCAGAGUGCGGUGCUCUUGCAAGUAUAACUGGGAGCACUGAAGACAGCACACCAGAACAGCAGGCAAACACUGAACAAGAGCCGCAGCGUGCCCACCAACGUAACAGUUGCUUUCCCCAUGUAUCAUGUUUCUCUUCUAACGAUGAGAGCGCCAGUGAAAUUACUGUCAGGCAGCAUGCGGAACAAUACCCACGAAAGCCUAACGGCUUCCCUUCACCGGAGCAGUCUAUUAUUUCGGCGGCGAAAUUGGUAGGGGAAAUGUUUUCCGGAGCCGCUGCAGCUGCUGUAGCACUGGCCUCCUCAACUCCAGGGCAAAAUGCUAAUGAGGGUGCAGAACAACCACUGGCAACUAGUGGGGAUAGCUGCCUUGUUGCUGGUCAGGGAGUGCGGCAGGCAACCCCGGCAGGCAGCGACAAGGGUGGAGACCUGGAGGAGGGUGCAGUGGUUCUACUUGGGGCAGUGGAUAGAGCUAUGGACGCCAUCACCAGCGACGAAUUUAAGAAACAGGCAAGUCGAUACUAG